Exophiala spinifera is the source of this 444-nucleotide messenger RNA. RefSeq lists its product as uncharacterized. The record is from RefSeq and is a predicted model, not a curated record. Bases 1 to 444 code for a protein of 147 amino acids. The transcript has a single exon. NCBI's taxonomy places the organism in Eukaryota, Fungi, Ascomycota, Eurotiomycetes, Chaetothyriales, Herpotrichiellaceae.
AUGACCGUGCUGGAUAUGCUUAUGCUACGGCUCCUUCUUGGAAGACGGCAGCUGUACGCUCUUCCUUUCAUCAGUCUGGACGGUGCUUUCAUCAGAGUCAUCUUUGCCCAGCGCUUUGUCGUGGAAAGUGGCAGAGCUGUGUGCGUGGAGCAAAGAGCCUUGUCACAACCUAAAGUUCGACUCCAAGACGAGCCUGACGACAUGAAACUCGAAGGCGAGACCUUCCAUCAAUUCGGGUGUAUGGAGUAUAGCACCUCUAACUCCAGUGUUGCAUUCUUCCUAGACACGGAAGAUGAGCACACAAGAACGUUCGACGAGCAAUCCAUUCGCCGCAAGUCGGCUAAGAGGCAGAGGCAGCAACUCAAUGCGCCGAGUUUCCAUCUUUCCCGGCAUCACCAUUACCCUUUCGUUCAUGGGAUUCGACUUCCCAUCCUCCGCCCGUGA